UUCGCGCACCGCAAUAUCACGUGAGGGCUGCCUUGACUAGGUUUUCCCGAGUGGAGGCUGGCUCGACCGCAGUUAUUUUUCUGUGUGGAUGUCUCGGAGAGCAGGUGUAUGCAGAAGAGGGUGUUUAACUGCGUGACCAACAUGGCUCUUCUUCAGCAUCCCCGCCUGCUACUGCUAGCUUGUUUCGUUGUGUUGUUGACCGCAGCCCGACCAACUGACGCUCGGUCUUUGCCAAUAUCGGAUCUAAAAUCCAGAAUAUCCGGCGUGGAGGAUCUCCUGGAGGAGUUCCGCAAGCAGCUGCAGCAGGACCAGACGUACAAGGCAGCAGGCGAUGUGGUUGACUCCUGUGUGGGCGACUUCAACGCCGUAGGGGAGCGCAUCAUCCGAGCCAAGGCCUCCAUCGAGCAGGGGGCCACCUUCCUGCUGGCCCCGGACAGGGUGUUCUCCUGGAGGGACUGUCUGCACGCCUGCUGCUCCCAGCCGCACUGCACCGUGGCGGUGGUUCAGCAGGACCUGAGGCAGCCCGGGGACAGUCUCAACUGCUAUCUGUUCAACUGCACCUACAGGAAUAAAAAUGUCUGCUCCUUCGCUCCUCAGCAGGGCUUCACCACAUACAACCGGAAUCCCAACAACAACAACAACACGCAGGAACAACUCCCUGUUUCCCCCGGCAGCCCAGCGAGGAGGCCCGGGGAGGGACAUCCAGAAGAGGAGAAUACACAAGCAGAUGAGCCCCCCCGCAGUGAUGCUGGACAGGAUGUGGUGAUCCAGCUGCCCACAGACUGGGCCGUCCUGGAUGGGCGGGACAGCGUGGACGACCAGGGGAUCAGCUAUUACGAGUGGACUCUCGUUAAGGGAGACACUGCCAUCAAUAUGAAGGCAACUCAUCCUGGACUGUUGAAGAUCAGCGGUCUGCAGGAGGGCGUAUACUCCUUCCAGAUGACUGUCACAGACACAGCGGGACAGAAGAGCUCGGACAACGUCUCCGUCACUGUGCUGGCACCAAAACACCAAGCAGAAGUGUGCACGGGUUCCUGUUCAAAGUACCAGUUUAAGUGUGAUGACGGCUGCUGUAUUGACAUCACCUACGCCUGUGACGGGAAGCAGCACUGUACCGACCGCUCGGACGAAGACUUCUGCCCAAAAUUUGAAAGCAACAGGAAGUCGGUGACACACCCUGCUGAUGAGCCAAACCGUCCUGCAGCUCAGACGGAGGAGACAGGGGACGGCUCCAUGCUGCAGUUAGGGCUCGGAAAGACCAUCGAGGACGUCCCACCUCUUAUGGACAGGAGCUACGCCGGUCCCCCACAAAGUCCCGGUCAGCAGGAGGCUCCGGUCGGUCAAGAUCCAUGUGCUGCAGCUCCAGUUGUCGGACCCUGUAAAGGCACCUUUCCACGCUGGUACUACGACCACAAUGGGGGAGAAUGCAAACACUUCCUGUACGGCGGUUGCCAGGGCAACCAUAACAAUUUCCUCCAGGAAUCUGACUGCGUCAGCGAAUGUAUACAAAAAGGCCCAGCUUUCAAACCGGCAACUGCAGCUCCACCAAUCACCAAACCGACUGAGAUAGCUGCCCCUAAAGUCUCUCAGAGCCAACCAGAGAGCAGCUUCCCCAUCUCCAAACCAUUUCCAGCACGAGGAGGGCAUCCACCACCUGAGUCAGGUGCGAUCCUGCCUCUGGCUCUCGGCCUCAUCAUCACCUCUCUGCUGCUGCUCAUGAUCGGCUGUCGACUCAGACUCGUUCAACACAAGAUUAAGAAAACCCGCCCCCUCACCACAGAGGAGUCGGAUUACCUCAUCAACGGCAUGUACCUGUAGCCAAUCAGCAAACACGUGAGAUCUGAGAAACAGUGGGUGUUGUUGCCUGAGCCUGGACUUUUUGAUUUUGCUCUCCCAACUCUCUUCUGUUUCUGAACCUCCCUGCACAGACUGAACCCUUCUCACUCGGUAAACUGAUAGAUGCUCCCUUCAAAGCCACAUAUUCAGAUGCUUGUCAUUCAUACUUACGUCUUAAGAAAUAUCUGCGAUGGAAGAGUCAGCUCGUAUAUAGAUACUGAUAUACAGCUGUCUGCAUUACCCCCAAUGACUUCUGGGAUAUAUGCAGUCUUGGGGUGUUUCUCAAUGUCAAGGACGCUUCCUUGGUAGGACAUGUCUUCCGAGUAACUUCCUUCAGAAGCGAGGCAAG
Notothenia coriiceps (black rockcod) is the source of this 2185-nucleotide messenger RNA. It is a transcript of the gene lrp11, whose product is annotated as low density lipoprotein receptor-related protein 11. The record is from RefSeq and is a predicted model, not a curated record. The transcript has 9 exons. The coding region runs from base 109 to 1818 and encodes 569 amino acids. NCBI's taxonomy places the organism in Eukaryota, Metazoa, Chordata, Actinopteri, Perciformes, Nototheniidae. Gene Ontology annotation, molecular function: serine-type endopeptidase inhibitor activity; protein binding.